Messenger RNA from Myxocyprinus asiaticus (Chinese sucker), 7167 nucleotides. RefSeq names its product kinesin family member 20Bb (gene kif20bb). Gene Ontology annotation, molecular function: ATP binding; plus-end-directed microtubule motor activity; microtubule binding. Gene Ontology annotation, cellular component: spindle microtubule; nucleus. The transcript has 31 exons. NCBI's taxonomy places the organism in Eukaryota, Metazoa, Chordata, Actinopteri, Cypriniformes, Catostomidae. Gene Ontology annotation, biological process: mitotic spindle assembly; microtubule-based movement. The coding region runs from base 83 to 4933 and encodes 1616 amino acids. The record is from RefSeq and is a predicted model, not a curated record.
CAGAAAACCGCGACAGCACGAACGACGCAUGGCGUUGCCUAACCGUAGAAACAAAAGAAAAUAAUAAUAGUAAAGCAGAAAAAUGAUGGAAUCGUGUUUAGCAUACAAACCUGAGAAAGUUGGCUCAAUAACGGUUGAAGACCUCCGGAAGGAUCUUUUCUCAGAGUUCUCCAAAUUGUCUGAAUCAAGGAACUCAGUAUUACCGGAGAAAGAACAUUUGCAGGUCUAUCUACGUGUACGUCCAUUCACUGCUUCAGAGAGAGCAGAAGGAGAAUCACAGGAGUGCAUCUCAAUUGAGCCACCAGAUACAGUGAUUCUGAAGGCACCAAGAGCAUCUGUGACAGCCAGACACAGCGAGAGACUCGGACCACAGCUGGCACAGCGAUUCCAGUUCUCACAGGUAUAUGGUCCAGAAACAUCUCAAAGAAAGAUAUUUGAUGGGACAACAAAAAGCCUUGUGAAAGGAGUCUUGGAGGGAGGGAAUUCCUUGAUCUUUACUUAUGGAGUUACCAAUGCUGGGAAGACAUUUACAUUUCUUGGCCCUGAGUCAGAUGGAGGAAUUCUGCCCCGGUCCCUGAAUGUGAUUUUUAACAGCAUAGAGGGCAGAAUUUAUUCUCAAAACAACAUAAAGCCACAUCGAUGUGUCGACUUUACAAGACUAACUAAAGAGCAGCAGGAUGAGGAGGCUACAAAUAAGAGAAACCUUCUUCGCAGAUUUAAAGAUAGUGACUCCCAGAAAACUCUGUCCAGUAUGUCCAGCACCAGUUGCUCAUUACUUGAAAGCUCCACCUCUAGUGACAUUGAUGGUGACAGUAUCUGUUUGGAUGAGGCCUCUUAUGGUAAAUUCUCAGUGUGGGUCUCCUUUUGUGAAAUCUACAAUGAAAACAUCCAUGACCUGCUUGAUCUUAUUUCAAAUGGCUCUCACAGAAGAAGUGUUUUGCGGCUAGCCCAAGAUAUCAAAGGCAAUGCUUUUGUCAAAGAUCUGAAAUGGGUUCAAGUGAAUAGUGCAGAUGAGGCACUAAAAGUUAUGAAAAUUGGAAGGAAAAAUCAAAGUUUCUCCUCCACUAAGCUCAACAACAUCUCAAGCAGAAGCCAUAGUAUAUUUUCUAUUCGAAUCUUGCGGAUUGAAGACGUGGGUGUUCCUCGAGUUCAGACAAUAAGCGAGCUUUCAUUAUGUGAUUUGGCUGGAUCGGAGCGAUGUGCAAAGACUCAGAACAGAGGAGAACGCUUAAAAGAAGCUGGAAACAUCAACACUUCCUUGUUAACUCUUGGGAAAUGUGUCAACGCUCUGAGACUCAACCAAACACAAUCAAAGUUUCAUCAGCACAUCCCCUUCAGAGAGAGUAAGCUCACACAUUAUUUGCAGGGUUUCUUCUGUGGCCGUGGAAAAGCCUGCAUGAUCAUUAAUAUAAACCAGUGUGCUUCCAUGUACGAUGAAACCCUGAAUGUUCUGAAAUUCUCAGCGCUGGCUCAGAAGGUAGUGGUUCUCAAUCCAAAACCAGCACCUAGCAUUGUGCUCAAAAGAUCUGCCAGGGAUGUGUCCAUGAUAAUUAAUAAUGCAGACAAGAAAGACUGGACCAGGAGAAGCUCGGUGAUGGGCUGGGAGAUGAGCCUAGAGGAUGUGCAAGAGGAUGAAGAUGAUGAUGAGGAAAUAGAUGAGGAAGAGGCGGAGACUGAUGAUGAGAGCAUGGAGGAAAACACUGUACUAGAUGCUGCAGAAGAAGAUCAAGAGCUGCAUGAGCUUCAGCUGAAAAUUGAAGAGCUCAAAGAGAAGUUGUCCAAAGAAGAAUCUGAAAAACUGACUCUAGAAUCUCAAAUUCGUGAAGAAGUCACUGCAGAGUUUAUGGAGCUGUUCUCGAACAUGGAAAAAGAUUACAAUGAACGUCUCCAAAGAGAGAAGGAAAUAGUGGAGGAAAGAGCAGAAAGGAGGCUGGAGAUACUGAAGAAUCUGGUCAACAGGACUAUCCGGGAAAUGUCUGUUGUAAGCGCUGAUGAGAACGCAGAAAACGAGUCUAAGAUUGAGCUUUUGGACAGCAUGAUCGAGACAAUGCGAGAUGAUCUGCUGAAGAUAAAGGGAGAUGCAGAGGCUGUACAGACGUGCCUGACAAACGUCCCUGACUCACUCACAGUCAGUCAUCUGAGGACACAGUUAGAGGAGAUGACUGAGGAGCUUCACAAAAGCCAACAACUUCUCAGUCUUAAAACUAAGGAGAUCGAAGCAAUGUGUGUUCAGACACAGAAAUCAGAUGAACAGCUUCUGGAGGCAAAUAGGAAUUCUGAAAACCAAAAAGUGAGAUGUCAGGAACUCAUGUCAAUCUGUCAGGAGAAAGAUGACAUGAUCACCAAGCUGCAAGUUGCUUUGGACCAAAAUGUUGAGGCAGCUACUAAAGAUAGGGCCUUAAUUAACAGUAUCAAAGAGGAAAUCCUACAUUUCAGAAACAACUGUAAGUGUAUGCUGAUUGUUGAUGGUGUUCCUAGAGUGGAGGAAAUUAAAUCCCAAGAAAUUAAACAGCUCCAGCAAGAGCUGAAAAUGAAAGACGAUCUACUGAAUAAACUUAAAACUGAGCAGUGUUCACUUGAGAAAAACGUGUGUGAUCUCUCUGAUAGACUGGCAAAGCAGAUGCAAACACAUGAAACUGUUGUUUCCUCUCUGGUGAUGGAGAGAGCAGAGGUCACCAAAGUCACAAAUGAGAACAAAGCUCUUGCCAGUGAGCUGCAUCAACUUCAGCAAGCAGCCGAUAAGACGAGCUCAAAGCUCAAAUCUAUUCAGAUGGAAUUGAACAGUCAGACCAAAAUGGCCAAUGACCUUUCAGAAGAACUUGAUGCAGCCAAAACUCUGAUUAAGAAACAUCAAGAAGAAUCCUGCAGUCAGUCCAAAAUCAUUGAAUCCUUACGCCAGGACCUCAGUGCCCACCAGCUCUCACAUGACCAAGCAGAGGCUCUCCAUCAUGAUUGCCACAUGAUGGUGGAGUUAUCUCAGGAGAAGAAUAGACAGAUCAAUGACCUAGCACUGGAGGUCAGCCAGACCAGAGAGAAAAUGUGCCAACUGGAAGAGUUCUGCAGUGAGCUUAGAUGUGAACGAGAUGCCCAGGUGAAUGAGUACCAGAACCUACUGAGCCGUUAUGAAGCUGAGAAGCUCGCCAUGGCCCAAAUAAGAAGUGACUCUGAGCUGUUGGAAGAGCUGACUGCUCUGAAACAACAGCAGGGGAGGCUGGAAGAACAGGAGCAGGACUCCACAGAGGAUUGCUGGAAAACUCUGCUUGACAAACUCAUGCAAACACUGAGAAAACUGAACCAGCAUGAGGAGGUUCUGAAUGUAGUGAGAUUGAUUGUAGAGAAUGAGAUCUCUAAGGCAAGAGGUAAAGCUGAGGGGAGAAUAAGUGAGAUGGAGAAGGAUCUCACUCGUAAAGAUGCAGAUCUUGAGAAUAAAUCUCAAGAACUUUUGAAGUCAACAGAACUUGUUAAUGAUGGACUCGAUAAAAUCAAGACAUUGAGUUGUGAUUUUCAGCAAGUGGAGAGAGAAAGAUCAAGUAUCAGAGAUCAAUUAUGUGAGGCUAAAGUGCAGAAUGAACAGCUACAGAAACAGAUUUUGAGCUUGAGUGAAGAAAACGAGCUGUUUCAGCAGAGACUAUGUAAAGCAGAGGAGAUGAGAAAUCAGGCUCUACACCAUUUGAGCUGUAAAGAGCGAACUAUUGAUCCACAGCAGACUGCACAAUCCAACCAUGUGAAAGAAAAAGAGUAUAUACAGCUUUGCCAAACAACCUGUGAAGAUAUUGUGCCAGAGCAGAAACUGAUUGAGCAGAUAUGUGCAGACUUAAAUAAAGAGUGCUCACAGACAGAUCAAGAGGACUUGCUGGAGGCCAAACUGAAUGAGAUGGAAUCUGUAACUGAAGAUCUUGUAAAACUGCAGGAGAUGUGUCAGAAAGGAAGUGUUUGUGUCCAUGAUGAACCCCUUCAGGAGGAGCAGAAAGCAUGCAGACCUGCGGAAAGCACAAAGCUGCCUAAUGAGGUGCAGGCAGAUGAUAAGCGAGAAAAGAGGCAGGGAAAGGGGCUGGAUGGAGCCAUGGGAGAAGAGGAGAAAGCGGCCCAGACGACAGGGCGACUAGAGGGCGACCAGCAUGGCAGGCUGCAUCUGGAGCUGGAAAUCUUAAAGCAACAGCUGGCUGAGAAGCAAGAAUCCAUUCUAAAAUUACAAAGGGAAAAAGAUGAUUUGGCUGCUACUCUUAAAUCUGAAAGCCAGAAAGACAACAGUCCUUCAAAUGUGAAGACAGAGAAUGAAGGCGACUCUUUUUGUCCAACACAAGAGGUGGCAGUACAUGACUCAUCUGUCCUCUCCACGAAGAGUCUAACAGAAGAACGCUUCCCCAAACCUGAGCUUGAAAUCCGUUUCACCCCACUUAAACCUGACCGAAUGAAUGUAAGAAGACCAGGAGAGGAAGAGUCUGUCACAAUCAAACUCAGACGUACAGCCAGAAAGAGAAAAGGCCCAGGGAUAGAGAACUCGGUGGAGUCAGAAAAUCGAAAAAACAGACGGCUCAAGGUGAACAACGGGGAGAACGUACAGUCUGUUGAGACUCCCACAGUGAAAGGCAAAAAGACGAGUCAAUUAAAACAGCAAGACUCUCCAGCCAGCCUGAAAGGUAAAAAAGAUGGAGCCCUGCAAAAGAUUGGGGACUUUAUCCAGAGCUCUCCAACCCUCUUUGGGAGCAAAGCCAAGAAGAUCAUGAGCAUGGUGAAUGUUAAAUCCUCCGAACCACAAAAUCCUUGUGAGAACAACAAACCCAAGAGAUCCAAACGAAAGCUCUUCAAAACCCAGAUUUCCUCCCCUUUAGACAUCCCCUCUCAUCCUAUCAUUGGAGGCAGUGAAGAUGAUAAAGAGAGUGAUCAUCUGAUUAUCAAGAGAAAGCUCCGAACAAGAACUGUUAAGAUAUGAUGCAACCCUUUAUUUAGAUGGCAAGAGUAAUUUUUAUUUUAUUUUAUUUUUUUAUUCUUUGGUAUUGUUUGUUGAAUUGUAUUUUUGUUUGUAAUAACAGUGCAAAAUGUUUGUAAAUAAUUUAAAUGUUAUUUACAGCAGGUUUUGGAAUUUUUGUUUUGACUUUAAGUUCAGAUUUUGAUUUCCUGUGAUUACUGAACAAAAUAUGACAAAAUGCUGCUCAUUAAAAAUACUUUAAAAAAAAAAAAAAAAAAAAAGAGAGAUUUCAUUUGGGUUGCAUUUCUUGUAAAAAAAAACAAAAAAAAAACAUUGCAAUUAGUUAACAUGAACUAACAAUAAAUAAUACUUUUACAGCAUUUAUUAAUUCUCUGUUUGUUAAUUUGACCAUAUUAGUAGAUUUUGUACCUUUUGUGUUCCUGUCAAAAAUGACCAGCCCACUAAGAUUGGUGUUAAUAAAUCUCCCAUAUUGCAUAUAUUACCCCAGGAUAUUGCAUUAGAUCUUUUUGUAAACUUUUUUUUCAGUAAUUAUGACAGGUUUUGUACCUCUUUUUUGAACAUAUUUUAAUACACUGUAUAUUUUUACUUAAAAAAUGAUUAAUUGAACUGAGCUUAUGCCGAGCUAGUGGGGGCUCUCCCUGCAGAAAACAUUUAAAAUAUCAAUUAUGUAAUAAAUUAAUAACCACUUGCUUGAUCUAAACAAAAUAGGUGUCACUUUAAAGCUUAGAAUCUGGACUUUACAAUGCAUAUAGCUGAUCCUACCAAUACUUAAAUUAAUGCUUUUUAAUUUGCUGACAAAUUAGAACUGUUUUGUUAUCAUAACAAUAAUAUUUAGAGUUGGUAAAACCAUAAAAAAAGAUGAUAGCUAUGUGUUAUAUAAAAUUGGAAAGGUCUCAAUUAGUAAAAUGAGCAAAUUUGUUUCACUCAGAGGCCAAACUGCAGUGAAUAUUAGUGUAUGAAAUUCCCAUUGACACACAUAAAUAUAAUAAACAGGAGUCUUUUUUUUUAGAUGUUUUUCCUUAUUACUUCCUGAAACAUAUAUAACAUUGACAAUGACAUAUCGUAACUUAUAGCAGACUAUCUUGAUUCAAACGAGCCCAAACACAACAUAAUAUGAUGCGUAGAUCUUGAAAUAUUCCUCAAAGAGUGUACAUGGAAAAUCUAUGCACAAAAGGGCACGCAACAUGUUUUGUGUGUGAGUUGCUUUUUGUGGUUUGAGGACAUUUUUUCAGGUUACAAACUAGUAAAUAUGAGGGUAUUAUGCUAUAAAUGUGGUUUAUAAGGACACCGCUAGUGUCCCUGUAAUUCAAACGGCUUAAAAAACAUCCUAAACAAUGUUUUUUUGAAAAUGUAAAAAUGCCAAAAGAUUUCUGUGAUGUUUAGGGUUAGGGUUGGAGGAUAGAAUGUAUAGUUUGUACAGUAUAAAACUCAUUAUGCCUAUGGAGAGUCCUCGUAAUUAUAAGAGUACCAACGUGUGUGUGUGUGUGUGUGUGUGUGCACGUGUUCAAGGACUUUGUGUGUGCAAACACAUCCACAUACUGUAUGUGCUCAUCUAAAGGAUUGGGAUGCUCCUGAACACUUUAUAUUUCUUUAUGUUGUAGUUUAAUCCAUUCAUUUCCAGUGGCCGGUCAUUUUUGACCGGGAACACAACAGGUAUAACAAAGUGAAAUAAAACCAAUAAAAUGUAUGGAAAAUGGUCAAUUUUGUGUGUGUGUGUUUUCAGAUACCAUAUGUGAACAAAGUCAAGCAAUUGUAUUCCAAUUGGAUUAAGUUAAAAAAAAAUUUUUUUUAAAACAAAAUCUGGGUCAAAAUGGCUGGAACACAAUAUAAGGGCUUACCAAUAUAAUAAAUGCUGUAAAAAAAAAAAAAACAUUUGCUCAUUUUUAGUUCAUGAUCCCUAAUGCAUUAACUUAUGUUAACAAAAGCAUCUUAUUGUAAACUGUUACCAAUUUGCGUUAUGCAUUAUUUUUGGUUAAUAUUGUAUUUCACAUCAUGAUAUCCUUUAAAAAAGCAGUUCCAAACAAGCAGAGUGGAGGAUAUACAGAAUGUUCCAAAUGAAAGUUUGGGGUCAACUUGUUGUAUGAUGGUCAUUUAUUACCACUGUCAGUAAAUGGAGGGUAGCUGUCAUCAGAGAAGAGUAAGUAAUAUAUUUUACCAACACCUCUUGAUCUCUACAAUAAGACAGGUCACACCUGCACUAUACACUCCUCACUUUCUGAGGUUAAAUAAAUGUGACA